UUUUCGAAAAACUGAAAAUGGAAAGCAAAACCAUAAACUUGGUACAAUUUUCACGGAAGGAUCCAUGGCCUUGAAUUUCAUCGCAGCAUUUCUUCACCCAAAACCUUCUACUAGCCCUCCUCCGUCUUUGUUCCCAAAACAUAGGCGCCUUAUCAGGCUUCAGUCUUCUUCCCCUCCUCAUUUUAGAACAUCUGCUCAGUCAGAUCACGGCACUGAACGAGGAGUUACAGAAGAGGAUCCCUCUGUUUCUUUAUCUGGGUCUUUGUCUUCCAAUCGGAUUCAGCUCGAUCUGCUGGAACAACUCACUUCCACUAGCUCAGCGGUUGAUGGUUAUGAGAGUGAUGGCAGCUCUCAGAGCCGAACAAUCCGUGACCAAUUAGCACAAUUAGUUGGAGACAGAGAUGACGACUUCAGCAUUCCCUUGGGUAAAAAUUUAAAGAAGUUUACUCCCAAGUUCUUAACCAUCUCACAGAAGAGAAAUGUCAGAAGACAGGCUUACCUGGAUGAGGUGUCUCAGAGGAAUGAUACGGUUUUCUUUGCCACUAUUGGAGCUUUCAUAAUUCUUCCACCAUUUAUAAUACUAGGAAUUGCAAUAAUAACUGGUUAUGUACAGCUUUUUCCCUGACAUAUGUGAUGUUAGUUUACUAUAGUGAAGUUAUAAUUCCUUACACUAAAUGCAGAGUUAUGAAGUUUAUAUGA
This is a messenger RNA of Juglans microcarpa x Juglans regia, 699 nucleotides long. RefSeq lists its product as uncharacterized. Gene Ontology annotation, cellular component: chloroplast. NCBI's taxonomy places the organism in Eukaryota, Viridiplantae, Streptophyta, Magnoliopsida, Fagales, Juglandaceae. The transcript is spliced from 3 exons. Bases 65 to 625 code for a protein of 186 amino acids. The record is from RefSeq and is a predicted model, not a curated record.